AUGGCGGCGACUGCAGCGACGGCGGCCGGCAGCGGCGAACUCUCCCUGCAGGACUUGCGCGACUACUUGCUCCGGCUGGAAGAAACCAUCAUCUUUGCCUUGAUUGAGCGCGCCCAUUUUGCACGGAACGACCGCAUCUACCGCCGCGGCGAGGGCAGCGUGUGGGAAGCCAGCUCCACCCACUCGGCCCUUGGCCAGCAGUACAGCUUUCUCGAGUACUUUCUCCGCGAGACAGAACGCAUCCAAGCCCUGCUUGGUCGCUACAACGCCGAGGAUGAGAACCCCUUCUUUCCCGCCCUCACUCCCUCCUCCUUCUUGCCGCCGCGCAGCAGCGCCAACUUCCUCAAGCCCAACCGCAUCAACUACAACGCCAAGGUCCUGGACCAAUACCUCAAUGAGAUUGUGCCCAGCAUUUGUGCCGCUGGCGACGAUGGUCACUACGGCUCCUCAGCCGAUGCCGACAUUAUCUGUCUCCAAGCCAUCUCCAAACGCGUCCACUACGGCAAGCAGGUAGCCGAGGUCAAGUUCCGCGAACAGCGCGAGGCUUACACCCAGCUCAUCCGAGCUCGCGACACCGACGGCCUCAUGCGCCUCCUCACCAACCAGGCCGUUGAAGACCGCCUCCUACGCCGGGUUCGCCUCAAAGCCGCAACCUACGGACAAGAAAUCAGCGAUGUCCCUCGCCCAGCCCCACCCAAUUCUACUGCGACAGACGCUGCCAGCGCUGCGGCCACCGCCUUCAAAAUUGACCCAGACCUGCCUGAGCGCAUCUAUCGCGAGCUUCUGAUUCCCCUGACGAAAGACAUUGAAGUGGAAUACCUGCUUCAACGCCUAGAUGAGCAGUGCACCGUCGCCUACCUGGGCCCGCCUGGCACUCACUGCCUGCGCGCUGCUCAGGCCUGCUUCUCGCAAGGCGAAGACCUUUUGGCUUGUGACAGCAUUGACAAUAUUACCAAAGUCUAUUCACAUGCCAACGUGCUCGUGGAAUGCCAGGCACUUUUGGCAGACAUGAACUUGUCUGAUAAAUGCGUGCCCGUGGCCAGCACAGCCGAGGGGGCCCAGCGUGCCGCUGAAGAUCCACAUGCCGCCGCCCUCGUCUCGGAGCUGGCUCUCGAAAUGCACCCAGACCUGCGCGUCCUGCGCCAUGACAUGCAAGGCGCCGGUGCUGAGAACCGCACGCGCUUCCUCAUCAUUAGCCGCCACCUCCAGUUGUAUGUCUUCCGCCCAUCUGCAGCAGAACAGCUGUACAGCCUCACAUCUCACUCUUGCUCUGCUGCGGUGCACAUCGGGUGCGCGUAG
Monosiga brevicollis MX1 is the source of this 1299-nucleotide messenger RNA. RefSeq lists its product as uncharacterized. Gene Ontology annotation, molecular function: prephenate dehydratase activity; chorismate mutase activity. Bases 1 to 1299 code for a protein of 432 amino acids. Gene Ontology annotation, cellular component: cytoplasm. The record is from RefSeq and is a predicted model, not a curated record. The transcript has 5 exons. Lineage: Eukaryota; Choanoflagellata; Craspedida; Salpingoecidae. Gene Ontology annotation, biological process: L-phenylalanine biosynthetic process; chorismate metabolic process.